Messenger RNA from Homo sapiens (human), 3748 nucleotides. RefSeq names its product leucine rich repeat containing 56 (gene LRRC56). The coding region runs from base 1484 to 3112 and encodes 542 amino acids. The transcript is spliced from 15 exons. Gene Ontology annotation, cellular component: cilium. The record is from RefSeq and is a predicted model, not a curated record. NCBI's taxonomy places the organism in Eukaryota, Metazoa, Chordata, Mammalia, Primates, Hominidae.
AUUCCAGUUAUGUUGCUCUCCUCCCCGCAGCCCCAGGCGGCAGCUUCGCGGCCCGGCGUCCGGUCCCCCGGUGGUCCCGGAGCGAAGCUCCGCAAUGGAGAGCGGAGGACCCUCCCUCCCCGACCUCGCACGACCAAGACCGCCCACCUUUCCCCCAACGCCCGGCUGUGGGAGCCGUUCGAGUCUUCUCCGCCAGGGCGCUCCUUCCCGGGAGGCCGCUUCUUUGGGGGAAUAAGGUCAAGGAUUACGGGAUUUGGGGAAGCAAGCUCGGCUGGGCCAGGAUUGCUUGCGUAGCUCGCUGGAAUCUAAGGCACUAGAGGGCUUGACGGCCACGUGAGGACGAACCACGCAGGCGCAGCCCCGCGCCCCGGGCAAGGACUUCCGGCAAGCCCCAAAGGGGAGCGUGCACCGCGAUGACGUCCUCAAGGCGCGCCACGUCCGCCCGGCGGCGCAGCUGCCCAGCGCAACCUCGGCCCCGCCUCGAUAGCCCCGGACCCCUGCCCCGCCCGACCCCGCCCCGCCACGGGAGCGCGCCACUCGCCCGCGCAGCAACGGCCUCAAUAGCGCCAGGCCCGCGUCUACAAGAAGCCCGACCAAGGCCGGCGUGGGCGAGGCCUGGCUAGACGCUGACGCACCGCUGGAGCUACUGACCUCGGGACGACUGGCGGACGGUCGCGGGCCUGGAGACCCAGAGCGAGACGGCCUACUUCGUUCUCGAGCCAGCAGAACGGGUUGAACGUGUCGACAACCCCACCCGCCAGUCAGCGGCGCGGGCGUGUUCGAGCCGGCUCGUGGGCGUGGUCAGGCCUCCCUGGAUGGAUGUUGGGAGAGUUUACGCGUGGCCUUGUGGGAUCGCUGUGGCGGACUCUCAGCUAUCAGAGGGCUCCAUCACUCCAUCGUAAGGAGGCAGCUGGUGGCGAGUCCUGAGCAGGGAUGUGAUCCGACGGGCAGGCGGCGCCCGGGACAGAAGCUGACGUCACACAGACCAGGCCAGUGAGGCACCCAGAGCCUGAGCCACUGCCCCGCUCCAACACUCCCACCCACCACCUCUGUCAACAGCCGGCCAACUCGCCUGGCACAGGGGCAGCUCUAGACGGGAUGGAGAGGAUGCAUCUUCAGUGUCCACACGUGGUCAACAGAUAAAAGCCAUGGCCAGAACGUUCUAAGUGGCUACAUGUGCAUCUGCCUGUUCACGGAUUCCUUCGACAAAUAUUUGAGCAUCCCCUCCUGCGACUGUGGACAGCAGAGGAGCACGCAGGCCACGUGCAGGCCACGUGCAGCCCACAGCUCUGGGGCGAGGCAGGCCCUCAACCGAACACGUAUAGAGACAGGGUUUCACCGUGUUAGCCAGGAUGGUCUCAAUCUCCUGACCUCGUGAUCUGCCCGCCGCGGCCUCCCAAAGUGCUGGGAUUACAGGCGUGAGCCACUGCGCCCCGCCAGACGUCUGCAUCUUUAAGGGGCAACACCAGCAGGUGACAUGUGAAUGGAUCUGGGCUGGGACAGAUCCCGUGGGCCUCGGCGGAGCACCUCCAGCGUCCGGGUGCGGGAGCUGAGCUGGCAAGGCCUGCACAACCCCUGCCCACAGAGCAAGGGCCCUGGCAGUCAGAGGGACAGACUUGGAGAGCAGCUGGUGGAAGAGUACCUGUCCCCUGCCCGGCUGCAGGCCCUGGCCCGGGUGGAUGACCUUCGGCUGGUGAGGACGCUGGAGAUGUGUGUGGACACUCGUGAGGGCAGCCUGGGGAACUUUGGGGUGCACCUGCCCAACCUGGACCAACUGAAGCUGAACGGCAGCCACCUGGGCUCCCUGAGGGACUUGGGCACGUCUCUGGGCCACCUGCAGGUGCUGUGGCUGGCUCGCUGUGGCCUCGCUGACCUGGAUGGCAUCGCCUCUUUGCCAGCACUUAAGGAACUCUACGCCUCCUACAACAACAUCUCGGACCUGAGCCCACUGUGCCUGCUGGAACAAUUGGAGGUGCUGGACCUGGAGGGCAACAGCGUGGAGGACCUGGGGCAGGUGCGCUACUUGCAGCUGUGCCCACGCCUGGCCAUGCUCACCCUGGAGGGCAACCUGGUGUGCCUACAGCCGGCCCCUGGCCCCACCAACAAGGUGCCCAGGGGCUACAACUACAGGGCAGAGGUGAGGAAGCUCAUUCCCCAGCUGCAGGUCCUGGACGAAGUGCCGGCCGCACACACAGGCCCACCGGCCCCCCCGCGGCUGAGCCAGGACUGGCUUGCGGUGAAGGAGGCCAUCAAGAAGGGCAACGGCCUUCCCCCGCUGGACUGUCCCCGUGGAGCCCCCAUCCGGAGACUUGACCCCGAGCUGUCCCUGCCUGAGACGCAGUCCCGGGCCUCCAGGCCCUGGCCCUUCUCCCUGCUGGUCCGUGGGGGCCCCCUGCCUGAAGGCCUGCUUUCUGAGGACCUGGCCCCAGAAGAUAACACCAGCAGCCUCACCCAUGGUGCUGGCCAAGUCCUCUGUGGGAACCCCACCAAGGGCCUGCGGGAGCGUAGGCACCAGUGCCAGGCCAGGGAGCCCCCCGAGCAGCUGCCCCAACACAGGCCAGGAGAUCCGGCCGCCAGCACUUCCACCCCAGAGCCUGACCCUGCAGACAGCUCUGACUUCCUGGCCUUGGCUGGGCUCAGGGCCUGGAGGGAACAUGGCGUGCGCCCCCUCCCCUAUAGGCACCCGGAGUCCCAACAGGAAGGGGCUGUAGCCCCCUGGGGCCCACGGAGGGUCCCUGAAGAGCAAGUGCACCAGGCAGAGCCCAAGACUCCCUCCAGCCCCCCAAGCCUGGCCUCAGAGCCCUCCGGGACCUCGAGCCAGCACCUGGUCCCUUCACCUCCCAAGCACCCAAGGCCACGAGAUUCUGGCAGCAGCUCCCCGCGGUGGUCGACAGACCUGCAGUCCAGGGGGCGUCGGCUCCGAGUCCUGGGCAGCUGGGGGCCUGGCCUGGGUGAUGGGGUGGCUGCAGUGCCUGUCCUGAGAGCCCUGGAGGUGGCCUCACGCCUGAGCCCUCGAGCCCAGGGAUGUCCUGGCCCAAAGCCAGCACCAGAUGCAGCAGCUAGACCUCCCAGGGCAGCUGAACUCUCUCACCCCAGCCCCGUCCCCACUUAAUAUAGCCCCCACUGCCAGGCUUCCCUGUGCUGGGGCCACGACUUGCCCACAUAUGUGGUCACAGAGCACAGAAUACCUGGGCGGGUGUGUUGGGGGGUGGAAGGAGUGCCUGGCCCUGGGGAGGACCCUCUUGGUGGAGGGGAGUGGGGGACUGGGACCAGCCAGGGAGGCAGCAGAGGCUGGAACCCAGUUUAGGCCCCCAACUGGGUUUGGCCUGGGGAGGGAGGGUCCGGCUCCCCAGCCCUUCCUUAGGGCCAGGCUUUCCCGCGGGCACGGGGGUGGGGGGUGGUCACCCGAGCAGGCCUGUGAGAGGCCUCUCCUGCUAGAAUUGGGCAUGGCCGAGGGGCAGGGGCUGGAGCUGCGAGUCCACCACUCCCUUGCCGGCCCCAGGGUAAGAGCCACCUCCUAGGCCGCAGUGGCCCAAGGUCCCAGCUGCUCGCCUGAGGCCGCCGGGGGUGCGGUCCAGGCCUCCCGUCUCCGGGGGAUCUGUAGGGUUCCCGCACUGCGAUAGGGCGGCCCGUUCCCUCCUCUUGGCGCAGGACGCCCCGGAACCCAAACCAACAUUUCCAGCUCUCAGGUGUACAGAAAUGCGGUUUACUUUGUAGGCCACGUUGGUUCAAUAAAUGAUGCAGCGGA